AUGGACUACAAGCCCUUUACCGCUUCUGGUUUGUUCUCUCCGGCCAAAGACAGGCCAAAAGAAGAAAACCCAGGCUGCGAAGAGAGCAAUAUUUCAUUGGAAUUGUCUCUUUCACUUGGUUAUUCCUCCACUGCUGCAACCGAUAAGGGAAAACAAGAAAUUUAUUACGAGGGAAAUUGUGAAGUUGGCGAGAGUCAUUAUAGCAAUGAUGAAUAUCAAAGAAAAGAAUACAAGAUGAACAACUUUGUAGAGAAGAAAAGCGAGGGCGUUUCAUUAGAAUUGUCUCUUUCAGGGGAUUAUAUUUGGGAAUCCAAAGAAAAGAGUCCUGCAACUGACAAAGGGAACCAGAAGAGCUUUGAAGCCAGUGAAUGUAGCAAUCAAUAUCAAAGGGAAGAACAUAAUCUGAACCACCUCCUGAAGCUGAAUGUUGGAGGUCCUUGUUUGCAACUGAACAUGGGUUUCGAUGACGCUUGCAGUUCCAAGAAGAGAGAAAGAAUGGAGAAUCCUAGCAGUACAAGAAUAGUUUCGUCCUGCAGAAACAAGAGAACUAAAAUUGAGAGAGAAGAAAGUUGUAAGGCCGUUGUGACUGAAUUGAGGCUUGGCCAUGAUCCUUGGUGCAUUAAAAAGCAGCUCUAUGAAAGUGACCUCGGCAACAUGUCUAGGCUCUUGUUGGCGUUGGAGUUGGUAGAAUCUCAUAUUUUUCCCUUCUGGAAUGCUGAUCAACUUAAGAAAAUUAAGCAAGGGUUGCCAGUUUCUGUGUGGGAUUGUGAUACAAAGACCGAACAUGAGAUGGUUUUCAAGCAAGGGAACAAGGGGGCCAAUGUGCUCAUCAAGAAUUGGGUCAAGGACUUUGUGAAGAGGAGGGAACUGAAGCUUGGUGAUGAAAUUGGCCUUUACUGGGACAGCUGCAGUUCAAGAUUAAAAUUUUCUGUUCUUAACCGAGCUGCAACACAUUAACUUCUUCAAGCUUUUUUUUUUUUUUUUGGCAAUGGU
This is a messenger RNA of Durio zibethinus, 993 nucleotides long. RefSeq lists its product as uncharacterized. The record is from RefSeq and is a predicted model, not a curated record. Gene Ontology annotation, molecular function: DNA binding. NCBI's taxonomy places the organism in Eukaryota, Viridiplantae, Streptophyta, Magnoliopsida, Malvales, Malvaceae.